This is a messenger RNA of Mustela erminea (ermine), 1417 nucleotides long. RefSeq names its product basic proline-rich protein-like. The coding region runs from base 1 to 1278 and encodes 425 amino acids. NCBI's taxonomy places the organism in Eukaryota, Metazoa, Chordata, Mammalia, Carnivora, Mustelidae. The record is from RefSeq and is a predicted model, not a curated record. The transcript has 3 exons.
AUGGCAACAUGUUGCAUUCCGUAUGCUAUCUGCCCAUCCGUGCUUAAGCUGCCAUUAGCAACAUCUGUACCUUACGGAAAUCCAGCUGCGCCGACGACGGCUGACGGAAUUAAGGCACAGCAAGUUCUCUGCCUGCCUGCCACGUGCGAGAGGCUCCAGAGCAAGCUUUCCAGCUCCCGGCAGCUGAGAGGGGCUGGUUCAGAGCCGGUCUCCGCAGCCCAGGAAGUCCCUAAAAUCCCCACCAGCCCCUCCUUCCGCAGGGUGGGGGCGUACCGGGCUAGAACCCGCAGGGAGGGGCGGGGGGAGUCCUCUAUUAUCUUGGUCUCUCGGGAGGAGCCUCAUCUAGUCAGUCACGCAGAAGUUUCUCUUUCGCUCUUGGCGUUACACCCCAGAUCGGCUUCGUGCGCGCGGGCCAGCGGGGCGGAGAAGCCGGGAGACCCGAACCCCGGCAGGGCUGCCCGGCGCUCGCACCCACCCCUGCUCCCCUCCCCCCUCCCCCCACCCAAACAAAGCCCCGCUCCAGGUCCAGGAUACGUUACCUGCCCGGCGCUCCCGGCCCCUCGGUCACCGCAUCCCCUGCUGGCGCGCCUUGUGCGGGUCCCGCUCCCCGGGACGCACAAAGUGGCCGCCCCCGGCCGGCUAAAUCCCCCUCUCCCGUCAUGUUGGGGGGAGAGGGGGAGACGGGGGAAGUGGAAGCGGGGAGGCUGGGCCCAGGGAAACUUACUGGUAAAAUUAAAAAAAAAAAAAAAAAAAAAAAAGGUAGAAGCCGCUGGUUUCGGGGGGUGGAGGGGGGUGUCCCGGCCAGGGGCAAGAAGAGGCCGGUUACCUUUCGGAGGGUCGAGGGCGGGAGGGAGGGGGGGUCAGGGAGCGGCCGCCCGCCCCCCUCCCCCGACCCCCAGCGGCGGCGGCAGCUGCACACACAGAAGCCCAUUGUCACCGGCGCCCGGCGCGCAGCCCCGCGGACUCGGCCCCGCGGCCAAGCGCGUCAGCGGCCCCGUCAGCCGGGCCGGGCUCCGUGACGCGAGCGCAGCCAGCUCUAUAAAUAACCCGCCGCCGGGCGGCUCGGGCGGCUUUCCAGUGACGCCGGGGCAAGGCGCGGGAGGAGGAGGGCGAGAGGAAACAAUAAAGCCGCCCGCCCGCCUCCCCGGCCUCCCUCCGCCCUCCCCCCGCCGCCCCGGGCCCUUCCCGCCGCGCUCGGCUUUCCCCGCCCCGGCCCGCCCUGUUCUGAGCGCGGCUCGCGGGUGGGAAGGGCCGAGGGAGCCCAGCCCACGAGUGUAGUAAAGGGCUCGCUGUGUUACUUACUCCCGGCUCGAGUUCUGCCUCUGGAGGCUUUCUCGGCUCUCCCACACCCGCUCUAGGACAGGAACUGCCUGCCAGCUGGGUGUAACCAAUGGAAAGCAAGAGCAGGAGAAUGUCC